GUACAAUGAAUCAAACAAAUGAUCUUAAAAAGUCCGAGUAACUUCGACACAAGUGAUCCGAGUAGUUGGGACAACUCUCUGUAACUUCCUAAAAGGGGUGCGAGUAAUUUGACUGUAACAUCAUCGACCGAAAUUGAUAAGCCACGCACUGGUAUAAAAAGGUUCCCCCGCUUCCCUCGUUCCGAGGCUUGAUCAGCUCCUUGACAAAAACUAAAAUCGCAUACUUACAACCAUGCCUGGCCUUUAUAUGCUCGACUAUGGUGCCGGCAACGUCCGUAGCUUGGUGAACGCUGUCAACCGUUUAGGCUAUGAAUUACAGUUCGUUAAAGAUCCUUCUGACAUUCUCAAGGCAGACAAACUUAUUUUCCCUGGUGUGGGCGCAUUCGGUCAUGCCAUGGAAGCCCUGAAUAAGAAGGGCUAUGCACAACCCUUAAAGGAGUACAUUGCGUCUGGACGACCAUUCAUGGGCAUUUGCGUCGGCAUGCAGAGCUUGUUUGAAGGUUCCGAUGAAAGCAACCUGGCCGGUUUGGGCGUCAUUCCAGGGAUUGUCAAAGAAUUCAACAAAGAUACCAAAGCCGUUCCUCACAUGGGCUGGAACGCUGCUCAAGUGCUCAAGAGCACGCCCGAAGGUGCCGACGACGCUACGAUCAGCGGUCAAGCCAUCAACUACAGCAUCAACGAUGACUCCGAAUACUACUUUGUGCACUCAUUCGCCGUCCCUUAUACCGACAAAGUCAAAGACUGGGUCUUGACAACCACCCAAUACGGCGACGAAGUAUUUGUCAGCUCAGUCCAGCGCGGCAACGUAUUCGCAACACAGUUCCAUCCCGAAAAGAGUGGAUAUGCCGGUUUGCGUGUGCUUCGCUCGUUCUUGACAGGCACGGGCAUUGUUGAUGAUUCCAAAGUUGUCGUGAAGGAGCCCGUAGUACCAGCAAACCGUUUGACCAAGCGUAUCAUUGCAUGCUUGGAUGUACGAUCGAACGACAAUGGCGAUUUGGUCGUGACCAAGGGUGAUCAGUAUGAUGUCCGUGAAAAGAUAGGCGAUGGUAACGACGUACGUAACUUGGGCAAGCCCGUCGAUCUGGCUCGACGUUAUUUUGAAGAAGGUGCCGACGAGGUGACGUUCUUGAACAUUACCAGUUUCCGUAACUGCCCUCUGGGAGAUCUGCCAAUGUUGGAAGUGUUGAAGCGCACUUCUGAGACGGUGUUUGUGCCCUUGACCAUUGGUGGCGGUAUCCGCGAUGUGGUCGAUCCCGAUGGCACAAUCCACCCCGCCUUUGAAGUUGCAGGCGAGUACUUUAGAUCAGGUGCCGAUAAGGUUUCGAUUGGCAGCGAUGCGGUUUAUGCAGUUGAAAAAUACCUUGCCAACGGCUGCAAAAAGGAUGGCACGUCGGCCAUUGAGACGAUUGCCAAGGCAUAUGGUGCUCAAGCUGUGGUUGUCUCGGUUGACCCUCGACGGGUGUAUGUCAAAGACCCAAGCGAAACCAUCCACCGCGUUGUCAAGAACAGCCAAAAGGGCCCCAACGGCGAGGAGUACUGCUGGUAUCAGUGCACAGUCAAGGGCGGUCGUGAAGGACGUGAUAUCGAUGUCCACCAGCUGGUUACUGCUUGUGAAGCUUUGGGUGCCGGUGAAAUCCUGCUCAACUGCAUGGACCGCGACGGAACCAACUCGGGCUAUGAGCUGGAGUUGAUCAACGACGUCAAGGCUGCAGUCAGCAUUCCCGUGAUCGCAUCAAGCGGUGCUGGAUGCGUCGAACACUUUGAUGAAGUGUUUGAAAAGACCAACGUGGAAGCCGCUUUGGCCGCAGGUAUCUUCCAUCGCCGCGAGGUGCCUAUCCAGAACGUCAAGGACCAUUUGCGAAAGUGCAACGUCAACUGCAGAGCUGUGGAUGCCGAAUUAUAAGAUCCACCUUGUUCAUGUGUUAUAGUCGCUGCGUGUAGUAGAAUGACUCGGCAUAUUGUUUAUCAUAAAAAACUGUCUUGUGCAUAUCUCCCUCCCUUCACAUCUACUUACUUAGUCUUCUUCUUCCUCUCAAGAGCCCCUCCCAACCCCAAACCAAGUCAUGCGACUUGACACAUACAACAUACACAAAAACAUUUUCCCCUCUUUGUGGUUUUUGAUAGAAAGCAUGGGUCACGCUUAAAAACGCCCUCUUUCUUUUCUUCCCUUAUUCUCUCUCUUGUUUUCAUCUUCAUUGUUUUCUUCUUUAUACACACCAAUAUAAAAGCAGCACGCAUUCUAUUUUUUGCCU
Messenger RNA from Zychaea mexicana, 2252 nucleotides. RefSeq lists its product as uncharacterized. The record is from RefSeq and is a predicted model, not a curated record. The transcript is spliced from 3 exons. Gene Ontology annotation, molecular function: imidazoleglycerol-phosphate synthase activity; oxo-acid-lyase activity. NCBI's taxonomy places the organism in Eukaryota, Fungi, Mucoromycota, Mucoromycetes, Mucorales, Lichtheimiaceae. The coding region runs from base 233 to 1903 and encodes 556 amino acids. Gene Ontology annotation, biological process: L-histidine biosynthetic process.